AUGGACCGGGUUCUGCUGCUCAGCCCGAGUAAAAUCCCGCUCGUGGGUUUAACCCGUCCACUUCCACCUAUUCCAAACUUUCUUUCUGAAUCUUUUCCUCCUCCAAUUCCUACAUCGCAAAUCAGCUUUUUGGUCCGUUCGUCUCUGGCCCGUCGCAACAGACACACCUCUCACUACACAACCCCGAAUACCACACAGACAGAUACAGACAUCCCGCCAUCCAUCAUGGGUCUGCUGGAAGAGCUCAACAUCAAGCCCGGUGUCAUCUACGGCGAUGACGUCCUGAAGCUGUUCACCUACGCCAAGGAGAAGGGCUUUGCCAUUCCCGCUUGCAACGUCACCUCCUCUUCCACCGCCGUUGCUGCCCUCGAGGCUGCCCGCGAGGCCAAGUCCCCCAUUGUUCUCCAGACCUCCCAGGGCGGUGCCGCCUACUUCGCCGGCAAGGCCAUCCCCAACUCUGCCGACAAGCAGGAGGCUUCCGUCGCCGGUGCCAUUGCUGCCGCCCACUACAUCCGCUCCAUUGCCCCCGUCUACGGCGUUCCCGUCGUCCUCCACUCCGACCACUGCGCCAAGAAGCUCCUGCCUUGGCUCGAUGGCAUGAUCUCCGCCGAUGAGGAGGAGUUCAAGCGCUCCGGCCACCCCCUCUUCUCCUCCCACAUGAUUGACCUUUCCGAGGAGGAGGUCGCCUACAACAUCGAGACCACCGCCAAGUACCUCAAGCGCUCUGCUCCCAUGAAGUUGUGGCUCGAGAUGGAGAUCGGAAUCACUGGUGGUGAGGAGGAUGGUGUCAACAACGAGGAUGUCGACAACAACUCUCUGUACACCCAGCCCGAGGAUAUCUACGCCAUCUACCAGGCUCUGUCCCCCAUCUCCCCCUACUUCUCCAUCGCUGCCGGUUUCGGUAACGUCCACGGUGUCUACAAGCCCGGCAACGUCAAGCUCCACCCCGAGCUGCUCGGAAAGCACCAGGAGUUCGUCGCUGCCAAGCUUGGCAAUGGCGACAAGAAGCCUGUCUUCUUCGUCUUCCACGGUGGCUCCGGCUCCGCUGUCGAGGAGUUCCAGAAGGCCAUCUCCUUCGGUGUCGUCAAGGUCAACAUCGACACCGACCUCCAGUGGGCUUACCUGUCUGGUAUCCGUGACUACGUCACCAAGAACAUUGACUACCUGAAGACCCAGGUCGGCAACCCCGAGGGUGACGACAAGCCCAACAAGAAGAAGUACGACCCCAGAGUCUGGGUCCGUGAGGGUGAGAAGGUCAUGAAGGACCGUGUCAAGCAGGCCCUGUUUGACUUCAAGGCCGACAACGUUUUGUAA
This is a messenger RNA of Colletotrichum gloeosporioides, 1314 nucleotides long. Its product is annotated as Fructose-bisphosphate aldolase. Gene Ontology annotation, molecular function: zinc ion binding; fructose-bisphosphate aldolase activity. The transcript is spliced from 9 exons. The coding region runs from base 1 to 1314 and encodes 437 amino acids. Gene Ontology annotation, biological process: gluconeogenesis; glycolytic process. The record is from RefSeq and is a predicted model, not a curated record. NCBI's taxonomy places the organism in Eukaryota, Fungi, Ascomycota, Sordariomycetes, Glomerellales, Glomerellaceae. Gene Ontology annotation, cellular component: cytosol.